UUGAAUGGUAAAAUGUCGAAGUGAAUAUUUAAUAACCAUACUUGCUCUUACACCUUUGCUUUCCCCCCCCUCCAGUGCAAGUAAAACUUUGCCCAUCAUGUCAGCAGAAUCUGUGGAGAUUGAUGAUGCACUGUAUAGUCGACAGAGGUACGUUCUUGGAGACACAGCAAUGCAGAAGAUGGCCAAGUCCCACGUUUUUUUAAGUGGCAUGGGUGGUCUUGGUGUGGAAAUUGCAAAAAACCUUGUUCUUGCAGGAAUUAAGGCACUUACAAUCCAUGAUACAGAAAAAUGCCACACAUGGGAUCUAGGGACCAACUUCUUCCUCUGCAAAGAUGAUGUUGUUAAUGUGAGAAACAGAGCUGAAGCUGUACUUCACCAUAUUGCAGAGCUAAAUCCAUAUGUUCAUGUCAUGUCAUCUUCUGUUCCUUUAAAUGAAUCUACAGAUCUCUCCUUCUUAAAUAAAUACCAGUGUGUGGUAUUGACUGAGAUGAAACUUCCAUUGCAGAAGAAAAUCAAUGACUUUUGCCAUUCUCAUUGCCCACCAAUUAAGUUCAUCAGUGCCGAUGUACAUGGAGUUUGGUCACGAUUAUUUUGUGAUUUUGGUGAUGAAUUUGAAGUUUCAGAUACAACGGGAGAAGAACCAAAAGAAAUUUUCAUUUCAAAUAUAACGCAAGCUAACCCUGGCAUUGUAACUUGCCUUGAAAAUCAUCCUCACAAACUUGAGACAGGACAGUUCCUAACAUUUCGAGAAAUUAAUGGAAUGACGGGUUUAAAUGGAUCUAUACAACAAAUAACUGUAGGAUCACCAUUUUCUUUUAGCAUUGGUGAUACUACAGCACUGGAACCAUAUUUACAUGGAGGAAUAGCUGUACAGGUGAAAACUCCUAAAACAUUUUGCUUUGAGCCAUUGGAGAGGCAGAUAAAACAUCCAAAGUGCCUUAUUGCGGAUUUUAGCAAACCUGAGGUACCUUUGCAGAUUCACACAGCUAUGCUUGCAUUGGACCAAUUUCAGGAGAACUACAGUCGCAAGCCAAGUAUUGGAUGCCAAGAAGAUAUAGAAGAGCUGCUGAAACUGGCAACAUCUAUAAGUGAAACAUUAGAUGACAAGCCUGAAGUAGAUGCUAACAUUAUACGUUGGCUUGCUUGGACUGCCCGAGGCUUUUUACCCCCACUUGCUGCAACUGUAGGAGGAGUUGCCAGUCAAGAAGUACUGAAAGCUGUGACAGGAAAGUUUUCUCCUUUAUGCCAGUGGUUAUAUCUUGAAGCAGCCGACAUUGUCGAAUCCCUAGGCAAACCUGAAUGUGAAGAAUUUCUCCCACGAGGAGAUAGGUAUGAUGCUUUACGAGCCUGCAUCGGAGACACUUUGUGUCAGAAGCUACAAAAUCUGAAUAUCUUUUUAGUAGGUUGUGGAGCCAUAGGCUGUGAAAUGUUAAAAAAUUUUGCUUUACUUGGUAUUGGUACAAGCAAAGAGAAAGGAAUGGUUACAGUUACAGAUCCUGACUUGAUAGAAAAAUCAAACUUGAACAGGCAGUUCCUAUUUCGUCCUCAUCACAUACAGAAACCUAAAAGCUAUACUGCUGCUGUUGCAACUCUGAAAAUAAAUCCUCAGUUAAAGAUAGAUGCACACCUGAACAAAGUAUGUCCAGCCACCGAGGGCAUUUACAAUGAUGAGUUUUACACUAAGCAAGACAUAAUUAUUACAGCGUUAGAUAAUGUGGAAGCCAGGAGAUACGUUGAUAGCCGUUGCUUAGCAAAUCUACGGCCUCUCUUGGACUCUGGAACAAUGGGCACUAAGGGGCACACUGAAGUUAUUGUACCUCACUUAACUGAAUCUUAUAAUAGUCAUCGCGAUCCUCCAGAAGAAGAAAUACCAUUUUGUACUCUGAAAUCUUUUCCAGCCACUAUUGAGCACACUAUACAGUGGGCAAGAGACAAGUUUGAAAGUUCCUUUUCUCACAAGCCUUCCUUGUUUAACAAGUUUUGGCAAACUUACCUAUCUGCAGAAGAAGUGUUACAGAAGUUACAAAGUGGACAGAGUCUAGAAGGCUGUUUUCAGGUUAUUAAGUUACUUAGCAGAAGACCCAAAAAUUGGCCUCAAUGUGUAGAACUAGCAAGAUUAAAAUUUGAAAAAUAUUUUAACCAUAAGGCACUUCAGCUUCUUUACUGUUUUCCUUUGGACACACGAUUAAAAGAUGGCAGUUUGUUUUGGCAAUCACCAAAGAGGCCUCCUUCUCCAUUAAAAUUUGAUUUAAAUGAGCCUUUGCACCUCAGUUUCCUUCAGAGUGCCGCAAAACUCUACGCUGCAAUAUACUGCAUUCCAUUUGUAGAAAAGGAUUUAACAGUAGAUGUCCUCAUGAAUAUUCUUUCAAAAGUAAAGAUUCAGGAAUUCAAGCCAUCCAAUAAGGUGGUUCAAACAGAUGAAACUGCGCGGAAACCGGAUCAUGUUCCUGUUAGCAGUGAAGAUGAGAGGAAUGCUGCUUUCCGCCUAGAAAAGGCUAUUUCAUCUAAUGAAGCUACCAAAAGUGACCUUCAGAUGGCAGUGCUUUCGUUUGAGAAAGAUGAUGACAGUAACGGACACAUAGAUUUCAUCACAGCUGCUUCCAAUCUCCGUGCCAGAAUGUAUAACAUUGAGCCAGCCGACCGUUUCAAAACCAAGCGCAUAGCUGGUAAAAUUAUACCUGCCAUAGCAACAUCCACUGCUGCAGUUUCUGGUUUGGUCGCCUUGGAGAUGAUCAAAAUAACUGGUAGCUUUCCAUAUGAAGCUUACAAAAAUUGUUUCCUUAACUUAGCCAUUCCAAUUAUAGUAUUUACAGAGACAUCUGAAGUAAGAAAAACUGAAAUCAGAAAUGAAAUAUCAUUUACAAUUUGGGACAGAUGGACUAUACAUGGAAAAGAAGAUUUUACCCUCUUGGAUUUUAUAAAUGCAGUCAAGGAAAAGUAUGGAAUUGAGCCAACAAUGGUAGUUCAGGGAGUCAAAAUGCUUUAUGUUCCUGUAAUGCCUGGUCACGCAAAAAGAUUGAAGUUAACGAUGCAUAAACUUGUGAAGCCUUCUACUGAAAAAAAGUAUGUGGAUCUUACUGUGUCAUUUGCCCCAGACACUGAUGGAGAUGAAGAUUUACCAGGACCUCCAGUGAGAUACUUCUUCAGUCAUGACACCAAUUAAUAGAGGUUAACUGCUAUAAUUUGAACAUCUGUAUCUCCUAAAAGUUUGUGUAUUGAAAGUAAAAUCUCCGAGUGAUGGUAUUAGGAAUUGGCUCUUUCUUUCGGAUGUGAUCAGGCAUGAAGCCCUUGUAAAGGAGACCUGAGACUUCGGAGGAUACAGAGAGGAGGUGCCACCUUUGAGCACAGACAUCAAGCUGCUGGUACCUUUGGAUCUUCCACCACUCUGAAUUGUGAGAAAUAAAGUCCAAUAUUUAUUAUAAGCCAGUCUAUUUAUGAUGUUUUGUCAAAGCUGCCUGAGUAGACCAAAAAACAUCUGAGAUAAAUUUAUAUCUAAAACACUUCCUUUAGAAUUCUGUUGUGUGAGAGUUUAUAGGUGGCACAAUUGUUCAUAAUUUGUUUUCUGAAAAUAUUCUGUACUUUGCCCUCAUUCUUUUUUUCUUAUUUUUGCCACUCUAGGCCUAGAAUCUACUAGGCAAAAACUCUGCCAUUGAACUAUACCCCCAGCUCUCAAAGGUAUUUUUGAUAAAUACAGAAUUCUAAUAUGGACUUAAAUAUCUUUCAGCAUAAUGGAGAUACAUAUUUUACCACUAUCUUAGAGACUUUUCUCACUAUUGAGACAGCUGUGAAGCUGUUUCUCUUGCUUCGGUUAGACUUGUCACCUUUGUUACACCCUGGGCUUUUGAUUCUUGUCCCUUAUCCCCUUCCUUUCCACUUCAUUGCAGCCAACCAUACUGUUUUGCCAUCUUCACAAGAAUUA
Fukomys damarensis (Damara mole-rat) is the source of this 3919-nucleotide messenger RNA. It is a transcript of the gene Uba6, whose product is annotated as ubiquitin like modifier activating enzyme 6. Lineage: Eukaryota; Metazoa; Chordata; Mammalia; Rodentia; Bathyergidae. The transcript is spliced from 33 exons. The record is from RefSeq and is a predicted model, not a curated record. Gene Ontology annotation, cellular component: SUMO activating enzyme complex; cytoplasm. Bases 5 to 3163 code for a protein of 1052 amino acids. Gene Ontology annotation, biological process: protein sumoylation. Gene Ontology annotation, molecular function: SUMO activating enzyme activity.